This is a messenger RNA of Lactuca virosa, 739 nucleotides long. The record is from the annotation of a GenBank genome assembly. NCBI's taxonomy places the organism in Eukaryota, Viridiplantae, Streptophyta, Magnoliopsida, Asterales, Asteraceae.
UUUUCUUGAUCUCCGUUUGAAACCAAAUAAGCUAGUUCAUCAUCCACUCGUUCUUCAGUCCCUAUAUGAAUAAAGCAAGAAAUCGGAAGUGAAAGGUUUAAUUAGAGGUUUUCAGUAUUGAAGAAUCAAUGGCGCAAUCAACAUUAAGAGCAAAGGAAUAUGUACAAUCAUUCGUAUUGUUGAGUAGACACGUAAUUCCCGCCGUCAGAUUAGGGACAUGGAGAUCUAGUUCCCAAGCUUUCGAUUCCGUGGCCACCGCUAUUCUCGAGGCUGGUUAUCAACACAUUGAUACAACUAAGAGUACGGGGUUACGAAGAGGCAUUCGAAUCUUACAGGUAGGGCAUGGUCUCACGACAACCAUGGAUGAAGUAAUCGAGAGGAAGGAUCUCUUCAUCACAUCCAAGCUAUGGGUUUGUCUUGCAUUGUUGAACACACUUCAAGAGCUUCAACUCGGCUACCUUGAUCUUUAUCUGAUCCAUUGGCCAUUUCGUCUUAAAGAAGGAGCAGUAGGCCUCCUAAGGUAGGAGAUGUCUUGAACUUCGACAUUGAAGGUGUUUGGAGAGAAAUGGAGAAGCUCGUAACACAAAACCUAGUUCCAACGAAGCUAUUCCCAUGGGGGUUUUGGUUUCAAACGCAUAUCAAGAAAACGGAAAUUGAUUCGGACAAUCGGAAAUCGAUUUAAUAGGGAGAAGAUAAGAAAUUUACACUUUGGUCCCCACGAGUUUUAGAAAUGUGACAG